AUGACUUCCUCAUCCUCCUCAUCGCCCGAAAUCCUGCCUUCAACAAGUACAGACCCACAGCACGAAAAGUUCUCAUACAAGCACGCAACCCACGACGAAGUCCUUGAAGAACUUACUAGCCGCUUUAUUGUCAAUCUUCCCGAGGAAGAGCUUGCUUCCCUAGAGCGGAUAUGUUUUCAAGUGGAGCAGGCUCACUGGUUUUAUGAAGACUUCAUGCGCGAGGAAAAUCCCAAGCUGCCUUCACUGCCGUUGAAGAAGUUCUCGGCCAUGCUGUUUCGCGAGUGCCCGCUUCUACAUCGCUGGCGUGAUGAUCAUGAAGAGGCUUUCACCCAAUUCAUGCAAUACAAGACCCGUGUACCGGUUUGCGGGGCUAUCAUGUUGAACGAUUCCCUGGAUAAGUGUGUGCUCGUGAAGGGCUGGAAAGCAUCGUCUGGUUGGGGAUUUCCCAAGGGAAAGAUUAAUCAGUCAGAACCACCCCAUGUUUGUGCCGUUCGAGAGGUUUUGGAAGAGACCGGAUAUGAUUUGGCUGGACAGAUUGUCCCGGACGAUGUUUUGACAACGACAAUCAAAGACCAGAAAAUAUCCUUGUAUAUUGUUUCCGGAGUACCUGAAGACUAUCCCUUCAUGACGAAAACACGGAAGGAGAUCAGUAAAAUCGAAUGGUUUCGUUUAGUCGACCUCCCCACCUGGAAACGUAACAAAACUGUUGCUGGCAAGUUUUAUCUUAUCUCGCCUUUUAUUGGCCCCUUGAAAGCGUUUAUCAAUGCCCGACGACCCACAAGGCUGGGGCGGACAAGGCGUGCCCCUGCUCCCGCUUUGCCCACCACAGAAGAGGAGGACGAGGGGGCCGACCUUGUAUCAGUUGGGCAAGGACAGUAUGCAGAUUACUCCGAUGCAACGCAAGAAUCUAGCUCCCAGUCCUCGUCGGCGGAUAAUGGCGAUCCUCAGACCCCGUCUCCCCAGUAUAUACAAGCUGUUGCCCGCGCACCGCCACAUAUCGCCGCUUCACACCCAGAGCCCGUCGACCCGCAUAUGGCCCGGCUUUUGUCGUCCCUCACGCUGUCUGCCACGAGUACAGUCGUCGAUGAAGUCUCAGCCAAGAAGGUCGCCAAUGCUCAACUUGCUCCCAGCACGACGUCGUUCAAGAUGCCCGCCGGUCGGUCGGUCAGUCACGAAGAGCCUCAGCCAGCGUUGCCCGUUUCACCACCACAACAAUCGCAAAGGACUUCGUCUUCCCCGCAGGCAAGCAAGGCGCCGGCGUCCCGGCAAGCGCCUGUCGCAGCUGCUCCCGUCAAUCCACCAUCAUUGAUUGCCCCCACGUCGCCCAUCUCUCCUCGAUCGCGUGGGCUUGGCUCGAGGCGCACAGCAAGUACCGCAGAUAUCUCUCCUUAUUUAUCUCGUACCAUCGAGGCGCCUUCUUCUGCCAAAACCCUUAAGCAGCUUGCCCUUCUAGAAUCUAUUGCUAAUGAGUCGGAGAAAGUGACUCCAACCCUAGCCAAUCGUGGCCUUCCUUCUGUUGGUUCUGAAUUUUCAAAUGCGGGCAGAUUUUCUGCUCUUCCCGGGCCAAUGAAUGCGCCCUCUACACUAGCACCCAAUCUAAACGACUUGCACGUGAUCUAUUCAUCCAAUCCCGUUGCAGGUCCGCCUUCAAAUGCGCAUUUCCCUAGCACAUAUCACCCACUACCGCAACCCGAUCCUUUCCAAGUCCGUCCGCACACCAGCCUUUCUUAUCGUAGCCCAAUGCCGGGCCACGGUAUCGUGCACAUUCCUCAACCUGCACCCUACGUUAUUCCUUCCCCCAUGCAGUUCCAGCCAUUCUUUCAGACUCCUUCAAUGAUGCCUCUUCCCCCAGCUGGCCCGCAAAUGAUGCAGCCCUUUGUCCCCCCGCCCAUGCCGCGGCCUUCGUCCCAGUUCUCUGGUGCGUUCAUCCAAGGCAACAACCGUAUGGCCAUGGCAUCCCCAGGUGACUCUGCAGGGUUCAAUCCUCGCGGUGCCGUUGCCUUCAACCCUUUGCUAUCCAUUCUCAACGCUAAGCAAGCGUAA
Messenger RNA from Pleurotus ostreatus (oyster mushroom), 2043 nucleotides. RefSeq names its product mRNA-decapping enzyme subunit 2 (gene DCP2). Gene Ontology annotation, molecular function: RNA binding; 5'-(N(7)-methylguanosine 5'-triphospho)-[mRNA] hydrolase activity; manganese ion binding. The coding region runs from base 1 to 2043 and encodes 680 amino acids. The record is from RefSeq and is a predicted model, not a curated record. Gene Ontology annotation, cellular component: P-body; cytoplasm. The transcript has 7 exons. Gene Ontology annotation, biological process: deadenylation-dependent decapping of nuclear-transcribed mRNA; nuclear-transcribed mRNA catabolic process, nonsense-mediated decay. Lineage: Eukaryota; Fungi; Basidiomycota; Agaricomycetes; Agaricales; Pleurotaceae.